UCCAACGGCCUUAUGGGUCCUGGUUACGGAAGCCGGGGAAGGCUGAGACCCGUGUCUACCUCAAGGAAUUAGCCGCGAAAUUCUGGGUAGCGGUAUAGAAGAGGCGUCUCAGGCCUAAUGGCGACUGUGGGCGCUAGCGGCAACGAUGGGAAGGGGCAAGGGCUGGAGACCCCCGUCACCUAUUUCCGUUUGGAGGAGGUAGCGCAGCGUAAUACCUCGAAGGAGACGUGGCUGGUGAUCCACGGGCGAGUUUACGAUAUCACCCGAUUCCUUAAUGAGCAUCCUGGCGGAGAAGAGGUUCUGCUGGAACAAGCUGGUGCAGAUGCAAGUGAAAGCUUUGAAGAUGUAGGCCACUCCUCUGAUGCUAGAGAAAUGCUAAAGCAGUACUACAUUGGUGACGUGCAUCCGAAUGACCUUAAACCUGAAAGUGGUAGCAAGGACCCUUCAAAAAAUAGCACCUGCAAAAGUUGCUGGACGUACUGGAUUUUCCCCAUUGUCGGCGCUGUCCUCCUAGGUUUCCUGUACCGUUACUACUACACGCCGGAGAGCAGAUCCUCCUGAGGAGGCCUUGCUGACGUCCGGAAAGUGUACCCAGUUGGGAUUGAAAACUAGAGACUUGAUUGGAGGCUGCAUCAUUGCCCUGUUCCCAAAUCCAGCCAGUUGUAUUCUUCCCCCUUGGAUCCCAGACGGUUAGCCACGUGUCCACCUCAGGCCUGGGAACAGUGUCCUCCCUUCUCAGAGCCUUACUUCCAAAGCACCUGCUCCCUGUUCUGUGUCCUUGCCCCUGUUUCCCGUCUUCACUGGUUUCCACGAGCACCUUUAUAUUACAAAGUUUUCGGUUAAUAGCUGCAAUCCUAGUGACACUGCACUUUGGUAAAAAUACACAUGAGACCUUAACGCAGCAGCACUCUCUGGUUUUGAAGAUUUUCUACUUUUCUUUUAAGUAAAUAUCAUUGUUUUAAAAUUCUGACUUAAUUUUACUUGCCAUAAGGGGUUUAAUUCGUGAAGUAAGUUGUACACCUGCAACUUAAAACACAACUGCCAAAUGAUCUUGUUCCUCGUUUAUAUUUGUUAAAACUAGAAAGAGCCAUGUAAUUGUCUCCUCCCUCCCCAGCUAGUGCAGCAGGUGGCUCUUGCCACCCCUUAGUCCACUAUGUGGUGCUGGAUAGAACUGUGCUUUCCUUUCAUUUCUCAGAACAGAGAGACGCAGGGAAGGGGAGCCGUGAACAGAGUGAUAAGGGAGAGUUCACAGCAGUCUUUCCUUGGAAAAAUAUCGAGAAACACUGCUAUAGCGCAGGAGCCUGGAAAAAGCACCAAAGAUUUUGUCCUUUACUUUGGUUUGGCACCCAUUUCUAGCCAUCUUUUUUUCUUAGUUUUCCUUUCCCUCAACCAUCUUUCCCAGUAAAAUACAAACUUGUAAUUAUGUCUGUAGAGCUUUACCAGGGAUUUUUGCUGCUUUUUUGCUUAUUGGUUAGCAAUUAUUUUAUUCCCUGUUUUAAUGAAAGUAAGAGACUCCAAAAUGAUCAAAGAUACAGUAUUUGAUCUUCUGUUUUUCCAGUAUGUACUUGAAAUGGGGGAUGGCAACAAGAGAAUGUUUUUCAUUUCAUCUGUUUUUUACCCCCAAGGUUCUAGGUUGUGGUUGUGUUGUUUUUCUCUUGAGAAUAAAAACCUUGUAGGUUUUUUUUUUUUUCUUGGAGGAGUGUUUCAUUGAAGAGUAGGUUACUACUUGGAAUUAUAUUACUGUUUCUUCUUGGUUCAGGAACUUCUUUGGCAUAUUUGCCUUCACUUUUUUUUCCCUGUGGAAGCACCCGAGGAGACAGUCCACUGACUGUUUUCUGCCCACCACGUGCUGAGGUGGUUUUUCUCCCUGUCCUCUGAGGGUUACCAGUCUGCCUUCAAGCCAUGGUCAUGUGCAGCAGGGAGCAGUGCGGCUCCAGAAGGACCACGGGCACUGCUUAGUCUCUCCUCCUGCUUUCUGCUCGCCAGGGACUGGAAAAGACAGGAAACUGCCCGGGACACCAGUGUCUGCCCAUGCAAACUA
This is a messenger RNA of Phyllostomus discolor (pale spear-nosed bat), 2041 nucleotides long. Its product is annotated as cytochrome b5 type B. Lineage: Eukaryota; Metazoa; Chordata; Mammalia; Chiroptera; Phyllostomidae. Gene Ontology annotation, molecular function: heme binding. The record is from RefSeq and is a predicted model, not a curated record. The coding region runs from base 118 to 561 and encodes 147 amino acids. The transcript has 5 exons. Gene Ontology annotation, cellular component: mitochondrial outer membrane; intracellular membrane-bounded organelle.